Puma concolor (puma) is the source of this 771-nucleotide messenger RNA. RefSeq names its product LY6/PLAUR domain containing 8 (gene LYPD8). Gene Ontology annotation, biological process: defense response to Gram-negative bacterium. Lineage: Eukaryota; Metazoa; Chordata; Mammalia; Carnivora; Felidae. The record is from RefSeq and is a predicted model, not a curated record.
AUGAAAGGCAUCCUCCUUACCUGUAUCAUCGCGGCACUUGUGGUAACAGCUGUAGAAUCCCUGAGUUGUGUGCAGUGUAAUUCAUUGACAAACUCCUGUGUCAACAGCAGCAUCACUGAGUGUCCCUCAAGUGCCAAUGUCAGCUGUACCAGUUUCUUGGCCAACUCUUCUCUAGCGGCAGCCAUUGCAUUAUAUCAGGAUAAGGCCUGCUCUGCAGAGAACUGCAGGGAAGGAAGAGACAUGGUUGAAGCUUUCACUGUCCACGUGUCUGGUGAAGAACAUUUUCACUUUACAAGCCAGUGUUGCCAAGGGAAGGAGUGUAAUGACACCAGUGAUGCUCUAGCUCCUCUACAGGAAGAUGUGUCCAACAACACAGAGUGUCUUGCAUGUUAUGGAUCUAAUGAAACUUCCUGUAGUGUGAAAUCCAGGAAAUGUUAUAAAGAAGAACGGUGUGUUAGUCUAGUUGCAGAAUUUAAGACUGAGUCUAAGAUGCUUGUGCUGAAAGGCUGUUCCAACAUCAGUAACUCUACCUGUCAGUUCCUAUCUUCUGAGAACCGGACAAUUGGAGGAGUCAUCUUCCGAAAGUUUGAGUGUGUAGACAGUGCCAACACCUCCUCAACCGCCAUUCCCAAUGCAACCUUGACCACCCCUCCUGUUGGCAGCUCCUCAACACCCAUCUCCAAUGAGCCCACCACCCCAGAUAUGGGGUCCAAAGUCUCUUUCACCCCUGCAGCCUUUGCCAGCCUCCUUCUGCUGAGGCUGCUACUCUGA